AUGGACUGAACCCAACAACACAUCGACUCGAACCGAUUCGCGCACGUGUUCGUCUUGUUGAAUUUCUAUGCCCUAACCCCUGUCUUAAAAAAAUCCCCUUUCUUCUGAAUUCACUUGUUGCAGAGUAACGUUAUUGUUAACAUGGCUUUGUUAUUCAAGGAUCCGGCGAAGCUUUCGGCGUAUCGAGAUAGAAGGUUCCCCGGAACGCAGGAGGAUUUUGAGCACGCGCUUCUGACCUCAACUACCGUUUACGUUGGGAACAUGUCAUUUUACACGACGGAGGAGCAAGUUUACGAGCUCUUUUCGCGUGCUGGGGAGAUUAAGAAGAUCAUCAUGGGCUUGGACAAGAACACCAAAACGCCCUGCGGCUUCUGUUUCGUUUUGUAUUAUUCUCGUGAGGAUACUGAGGAUGCUUGCAAAUACAUAAGUGGGACGAUACUGGAUGAUCGUCCAAUUCGUGUUGAUUUUGAUUGGGGAUUUCAGGAUGGAAGACAGUGGGGGCGUGGUAGGAGUGGUGGCCAGGUGCGGGACGAGUAUCGCACUGAUUAUGAUCCAGGUAGAGGUGGUUAUGGGAAGCUGGUUCAGAAAGAGUUAGAAGUACAAAGGCAGCUUGUAGAUUAUGGUGCUGGUUCUUUGGGUUCUUUUCCACCAGUUAUUCCAACUUCCUAUGGUAGACACGGUGGAAGUCAUGGUCAUGGUGGUUCCCAUCGGCAUGGUAGAGAUUACUAUAGGAAGAGACACCGAGACGAUGACCGCGACCGCCACACGCACGAGUCCUCAAAAAGAACUUCAGAUCAUGAAUCUCGGAGGAACACUGACCAUGAAUCUAGACCGGAAAAAAAUCCACGGUUUCGUGAGAGUGGUGAUUCUGAUGAAGACGAGGACGAUGAUAGAAAAAGACGGGCUUAACCAGAAUUUCAUACUUGAUCAAGUUAUUUUAAAUUGAAACCUUUCUACUGACAUGAAUGAUUAAAGGUGGAUGAUUGUUUGUAUAAUGUAUAUUAUUCCAAAUUACAAAGAUCUUACUUAGUUUAACCUCGUUUGAAAUUCUAGGUUGGAUCUGCUGCAUAUAUAUGGCAGUGCCAUUUUUUAUUGCGUGUUUGUAUCAAUUUUUAUUGUCUUAUGCUUCUGACUACCAACAUAUUAAUCAGAUUUUGUUAACUUUUUCUGA
Molecule: messenger RNA, 1171 nt
Organism: Cajanus cajan (pigeon pea)
Lineage: Eukaryota; Viridiplantae; Streptophyta; Magnoliopsida; Fabales; Fabaceae
Gene: CBP20
Product: CAP-binding protein 20
Biological process (GO): mRNA cis splicing, via spliceosome
Cellular component (GO): nuclear cap binding complex
Molecular function (GO): RNA cap binding
Source: RefSeq, a predicted model, not a curated record